AUGUUCUUCCACCAUUUCACUCCUUUUAUUUUGGCCUCUGUUAUACCAUCCGUCCUGGCUGACGGAUACAACAAUAUCGACCCGUCCGCCACCACAGGAGCUAGGUCCCUCCUCCGACUGAUCCAGUCUCAGUUCGGGUCCCAAUACCUCUCCGGCCAGCAGGACCUGGCCAGCCUCCAAUGGGUUCAGGAGAACAUCGGAAAGACACCUGCCCUCCUAGGUAGUGACUUUAUGGACUAUUCCCCGUCCGCUGUGGCCCACGGUUCUAAAUCUCACGCCGUUGAGGAUAUAAUCAAUUUCCAUCACCAAGGCGGUAUCAACGCACUCGUCUGGCACUGGCAUGCGCCAGCCUGUCUCUACGAUAAUUCCGAACACCCCUGGUAUUCAGGCUUCUACACCGAGGCAACGUGCUUCGAUAUCAAGGCAGCGCUCGCCGAAGGAAACCGUAACGGUACCAACUACCGUCUCCUCCUCCGCGACAUCGAUACCAUCGCCGCGCAGAUUAAGCGUCUCUCCGCGGCCGAUGUCCCGAUUCUGUUCCGUCCCCUGCAUGAGCCAGAAGGCGGAUGGUUCUGGUGGGGCGCUAAAGGGCCUAAGGCUUUCCUCCAGCUCUGGGACCUCCUCUACACCCGGAUCACGGAACAUCAUGGCCUUCACAAUAUCGUUUGGGUCUGUAACACGGCCGACUCAGCAUGGUAUCCCGGCAACGACAAGUGUGAUAUUGCCACAGUUGAUCACUACGCCAAAGCCGGGGAUCAUGGAGUCCUGAAGAAUAAAUGGCAUAAGUUGUACGAGGUGACAGGCGGAAAGAGGGUGCUGGCGCUUGCUGAAGUUGGCGUGAUUCCAGACCCGGAGGAGCAGGCCAAAAGUAACACGCACUGGGCGUAUUGGAUGUGCUGGUCCGAUGAAUUCAUCAAGGAUGGUAAGUACAACGCUAAGGGGUUUAUUCAGGAGGUGUACGAUAGUCCUCGCAUUGUCACGCUGGAGAAUGUUCAGAAACUCGGCAAUAGGACGCUUACUCACCGUCGCCGGUUCUAA
Messenger RNA from Penicillium manginii, 1038 nucleotides. RefSeq names its product Mannan endo-1-4-beta-mannosidase man26A. Lineage: Eukaryota; Fungi; Ascomycota; Eurotiomycetes; Eurotiales; Aspergillaceae. The transcript has a single exon. Gene Ontology annotation, molecular function: mannan endo-1,4-beta-mannosidase activity. Gene Ontology annotation, biological process: substituted mannan metabolic process. The record is from RefSeq and is a predicted model, not a curated record. Bases 1 to 1038 code for a protein of 345 amino acids.